AUGACGGACGCAGCGCAGGGCGACGAGGCCGUGCAGUGCACUGAAGCCGAGAGCAAGCUCAACCAGGAGCUCCUCGAGGCGUGUCGAAACGGCGCAGAUGUCGAGAGGAUAAAGCAGCUGCUCCGCGACGGAGCUGACGCCGCCUUCCAGGAGACCGAGGGCGGCACGUCUGUGCUGAUGCACGCCGCCGGCCGCGGCGACGCUGCCGUCGUGAAGGCUCUGCUGGAGGCGGGGGCGCCGUGGAACGCGCUGGACCGCGCGGGGCGCUGUGCGGGCGAGUGGGCGAACGAUGCGGGGCACGAGGAGGCGGCGACCGCGCUCCUGGACGCGGGCUGCCGCGCGGAGCUCCUGCUGAUGGCGAUCGACGAGGCCCGUGCGCUCGGGCCAGUCCAGGCAGCUGCAGGUUCGAACGACGACUACCUGUCCCAGCGGCUCAAGUACGACGAGGACAACUCGAAGCUGAUGGACGCCGAGGGCGAGGCGGUCAUGAUGGACUGGGAGGCUCCGCUGAUGCAGGCCCACGCCGCCGCGAUAUGUCAGACCAGGGGGGAUGUAUUGAAUGUGGGGUUCGGGCUCGGAAUCGUCGACAACGCGAUCCAGGAGUGCCAGCCGCGCUCGCACACGAUCGUCGAGGCGCACCCGGACGUCCUCGCGCGGAUGAAGGAGCUCGGGUGGUACGACAAGGAGGGCGUCACGGUGCUCGAGGGGCGCUGGCAGGACGCGCUCCCGGCGGCCGGACGCACGUUCGACGGCAUCUUCUUCGACACGUACGGAGAGUACUACGAGGACAUGCGCGGCUUCCACCGCAUGCUGCCGAAGCUCCUGAAGCCAGGGGGGGUGUAUUCUUACUUCAACGGGCUGGCGCCAGACAACCCCUUCUUCCAUGCCGUGUACUGCGAGGUGGUCCGACUGGAGAUGGCGCAGCUGGGCCUCGAGACGCUCUUCCUGCCGCUGCCGAUGGGCCCAGAGAGGAACAAGCACGGCAAGGCGGAGACGUGGGACGGCGUGAAGAACCGGUACUGGUGGGGGGACGUGUACCACCUCCCCGUGUGCCAGAUGGCCGACCCGGACGAGGACGGCGACUCAGGAGGCAGCGGGAAGUGA
Molecule: messenger RNA, 1104 nt
Organism: Pedinophyceae sp. YPF-701
Lineage: Eukaryota; Viridiplantae; Chlorophyta; Pedinophyceae
Source: the annotation of a GenBank genome assembly